This is a messenger RNA of Knipowitschia caucasica, 204 nucleotides long. Lineage: Eukaryota; Metazoa; Chordata; Actinopteri; Gobiiformes; Gobiidae. The record is from the annotation of a GenBank genome assembly.
AUGGCGGAGUUGCCCUCGCGCUGGACUCACGCUGUGCGUGCGGACGGGCGAGUAUUCUUCAUAAGUGAGCGCACGCGCACCACAACCUGGCUCCACCCGCGCACGGGACUCCCGGUCAACUCCGGUCACGUGACGCGCUCAGAUCUGCCUCAGGGCUGGGAGGAGGGCUACACCCCAGAGGGAGCCAGCUACUACAUCGAGUGA